Emys orbicularis (European pond turtle) is the source of this 1026-nucleotide messenger RNA. It is a transcript of the gene ERICH2, whose product is annotated as glutamate rich 2. The record is from RefSeq and is a predicted model, not a curated record. Bases 1 to 1026 code for a protein of 341 amino acids. The transcript is spliced from 15 exons. Lineage: Eukaryota; Metazoa; Chordata; Testudines; Emydidae.
AUGAACAGUGCGGCCCCUGCUUCUAAACACCCUGCUUUUGUCUCCAGGUGUAAUGCGGUCUGGGGCCCAGGGACUCCCAGGACGACAACCCCCAAGGUCUCUGGAAUGCUGGAAGUGGUUGGACCAGAUGAUGGAUUUAUUCUAGAAGCCUGCUUGACAAUGUCAAGGCAGAACUGUUUAGAAAGGACAGAUGCCAUAAAGGACCAAGAGAAUGGACAAAAUGGCAGAUUACAUGUGUUUGGUCCAAAAGAAGAAGUGAUUAUUGAACCAAUUCAAACAAUGCCACGCACUGAGCUUUAUUACAGGCAGUUAAUUGAAUGGAGUAUGUGUAGAAGAACAGGGGAAUAUUCUCAACAUGGAUGGGGAACUAAUCCGCAUGGAUUUGGACCAGAAUCUACAAACAAAGUUUAUACCCCAACAAAACAAAUCUCAUUAUGUGCAGCUAAAUCAACUUUUGAAAAAUGGGCCGCUUCUGCAAAAACUAUAAAAAAGAAAAAUUCGUCUAGGAUUCAAGAGACUAAUUUAAGAUCACCCCAGUACAUACAAGAAACUACAGAUGAUAAAGAAAAAAAUUCCAGAAAUGUAGAAAAGCCAGCAAAUAAUGAACUCAGCACUGAAUUUCAGACAAAUAGUAUUGAGGACCAUAAUAUUGAUGAGCAGCUGUCAGAAACUACAGAUGACGAUGAAAGCAGCAAUGAAAAUAGUGAAAAUGAAGAUAGAAAAAUAAAUGCACCAAUAGAGUUGCUGGGAGAGUUCCUGAAAGCAAUUAUGGAUCAAGACUACAGUCUCUCAAAAAAACUUUGUCAGAUGAUUCUAAUCUAUGAACCAGAAAAUACUGAGGCCAAGCAGUUUCUUCCACUUCUUGAAGAAAAGUUGCUGAUGGAAAGUACACAGAAUUUUGGUGAUGAAGAGGGUGAAGAAACGGAUGAAGGAAGCAGUGAAGACAGUGAAGAGGAUACUAGCAGUUCAGAUAGCGGUGAUGAUGAAGGAGAAGAAAGUUCUGAUGAUUCUGAUGAAAACGUAUAG